Messenger RNA from Punctularia strigosozonata HHB-11173 SS5, 1170 nucleotides. RefSeq lists its product as uncharacterized. The transcript is spliced from 19 exons. The record is from RefSeq and is a predicted model, not a curated record. The coding region runs from base 1 to 1170 and encodes 389 amino acids. Lineage: Eukaryota; Fungi; Basidiomycota; Agaricomycetes; Corticiales; Punctulariaceae.
AUGUCGGAAUCUCUCAACGGCACCCUGGGGUCGUUAUUCGUGGGCUGCAUGGUCGCAUCGGCCUUGUUCGAUCAGUUAUCCUCGAGUCUGGAUCGACUAGAGGUGCUCAUUUUCUGCACAUCUCCCGCAGGAGCUGCGACGGUCCAGACUUGCCGGUACUAUCGCCGGGGGCAUUGUUCAGAUAAGCCGUGGUUCAGAGGCAUGAUAUAUUUCCUAUGGUCUCUGGAUGCGCUCCAGCUGGCAUUCACGGCGCAUUCCCUUUACAUCAUCUCCGUGUCGCAGUUCGGCAACUUCCUUGCAUUGUUGACCCCUCCGUGGAGCCUUUGUGCUCAAGUAUUUGUUACAGAAGUUAGCACCAUGAUAGUUCGAUGUAUAUAUAUAGUCCGGUUGUGGGUUCUCAGCCAGAAGAACGUAGCACUAGUCAUCAUUAUCAUAUCUACAACGUUCUGGGCUUUCAUAUCAGGAUGCCUCUUCGGCGCUAAGGCUCUAAAUCUAGAGUCGUGGUCUGGCCUGCACGGUCCCGGAGUUGCCUGGGAUCUAUAUUCUGGUUUCGCAUCUUGUGUCGUUGCAGAUGUGGUGCUCGCAGCGUCGCUAUGUUACUAUCUGAACCAUAGCCGAACUGGAUUGAGGAGCACAAAUACUUUAGUCGAUCUACUCAUGAAGUACAUUAUAGGCACCGGAGCGUUGACUGCGAUGUGUGCGUUGGCCGUUCUGAUCACAUUUGCUGCAUUCCCGCACAACUUUGUUUUCGCUGCGUUUUACAUCAACCUUAGCAAACUAUUCACGAAUGCGCUUCUCGUCAGCCUCAACGGGCGCGAAAGGAUCAGGGACAGAAGUCGUGAGUCUCGCGAGAUUGGGAGCAUGUCUUUGGCUCGGUUCGCGCCGAACCCGAAUCUCCCCACGGAUACCAUCCGGACUUCGAAAACGUCGUCGAGCUUCAGUAUCAUGCAGUUGAAGCAUCAAGACCCGGUCGCGAAUGUGCCAGAGAGGAACAGCGCAGACAUAUUUCAGCCACAAGGGGCCUACGUAUACCCAUAUCAUACCGCGGGCAGCUCUAACCCGUCGUUACCUAUCUCUCGCUUGGAUCUAGCGAAGAUCGCUCAAUCACGAUCGCUAGCGAAGUAUAAACUUUCGCCGGUUCCGGGGCAACUAGCUGUGUACAGCGGCUAG